Molecule: messenger RNA, 2571 nt
Organism: Paramuricea clavata
Lineage: Eukaryota; Metazoa; Cnidaria; Anthozoa; Malacalcyonacea; Plexauridae
Source: the annotation of a GenBank genome assembly
AUGAGAGCUGAUGUUAUUUUCCUUCUGGCUUUUACAGCCAUGAUGGUGUUGACUUGUAAGUCAAAUGGUUUUUAAGUUGUUUAUACUUCGGUCUUCACAUGCAUUGUAGAUUUUUGGAAAGGUCCGCACAAAAUCACAAAUACAGUGCGCCGGCCCGUGAACAAGAAAAAUAUACCGUAUAUAUAAAGAUCGUUAGGUGUGGGACUAAAAUUGACUUUAUCGUCAAUAAUUCUGUAACGCUCCUUCCUCUUAUGCUAGGGUGCAUGUUAAACCAUGCAACUCAACAAAUAGACGCUUAGCUUUGUAUAGUAGGCUAAACCCUUUUCACUAUGAUCAUUAAUUUUCAAUUACGUUAUGCAAUUAGAAUAAUUUCAUUAUUCCUUGCCUUGCAGGUGCAGAAGAAGGCAAAUAUGACGAAGAAGGCAAAUAUAAAUAUAUACUCUUGAGUCUUGUUAUAACGUAUACCAGUUAUAUAUACCCAAUUGCUGCACCCUUUCAUAUUCCAGUCUGUCUAGGGCUGGCAAUUUAAUUCGUGAUCUCACCAGCAUGAGUGUAUAAUCAUUUGGUUAAUUAUAGGCUAGACAAAAACUCGUAUAUCAUGAGUGCAUCCAUUCUCCCCCGUAUACUGGUUCUAAACGAAGUACAACCUGACCAUGUACCAAUAUCAGCAUAGCAGAAAAUGUAGCUAUACACAUACAAAAUUCAGCUUCAAAAUUCCGAAUAUUGCCAAUUCAAAUUUGACAUGAAAUAUCUUCACAACAGAUGAAACGGAGAUGUUAGACAGCGACGCCGAUUGGCCGGAGCGAGAAAGUGAGGAAAAUCAUAAAUUAUUAAUUGAAUAUGACAUAUUAUUAGGGAUUUACUCUAAAUUUAAGUGCUUACGUCACGCAAUUUCAAUUCAUCUAAACAUUACGUAUGUACGCAAUGCAAUGUGGGAUACAUGUGGGAAAAUAUUUAUUGUCUGACAAUGACGUGACGUAAGAAGUUCUAAGGUCAAUUGAAUGUACAGGUGUUAUUUAAUAAUGCAAUGGAAGUAAACUGUUUCUGUAAGUUUUCAUUAAUUCUGUUUUAAAAAGAAAAAUACGUGAUUUGGAAGAAAGGACCACGAGGACCACGAGGGCCACGAGGACCACGAGGAGCUGUGGGACGACGGGGGAUGAAAGGAAACAAAGGUAUAUAUAUCCCCCGUAUAUAUGAUGGCGGUGUGAUUGAUUUGCAUUUCACCUAACGCUGUCAAUUGAUGAGUAGAAUUUUUUUACCCAUCACAUUGGAGCGCAAUGAAUACCCAUCAAAGGAGGACAUUUUUUAAACUACCAAAUUAUUUAGAUAGAUUGUCCUGUGUUUUAUCUAUGCGGAGUAUAUCAUAUGAUAUAUUUACUUUUUAUCACAAACUACGCUUUUUGUUAAAAUUAUGUUUAGUAAAAACCUUUGAAAUACAACAUUCAUUAAUUCCCUUUGAUAUACAACAUUCAUAUAGAUUAGAAUUUAGAAACCUGAGCAACGAGCAUAUGCAUGUUAGUAGAAAUAUAUUAUCAAAUUAAAUCAUGAAAAUCAAAUCAAUCUACAUAAAUUUAUUACAUUGUUGCAAACAUACAUGAAUUCAGACAAUUUUGGGAAACAUUUCAUUUUGUAAUAACCAUAGGGCUAAAAUAUCUAAAAUAAUAAAUAUCUAAAACAAUGAAGCAAUAAAAGCAAUGAAUUUGAAGAAGAAACAAAUCAAUUUUAUUCCUUUUGCUAGGAUAUCAACGCAACAGCUGUCAUGCACAACGCACAAUGAACUGAAAUUUUAAACCAAAAUACAGCUUCUAAAACUGAAGAGAAUAAUUAAUUUUUCACUGUUGAUAGAAAAUUCGUUACUAAAUAUGUUUAAUACUUUUAAUAUGUGAGUUACGGUCACAAAAUUGCUAGGGUUAGGGAUAGGGUUGAAGGGUUCUAAUUGACGCCAAAAACUAAAAAAAGAUAAUGGUGUCUAAAUAAAAGUUGUCUGUUACAUGUUAGGUUACUCCUAUACGAAUAUAGUUUUCUUUGUUUUUGUCAAAUACUUUUCCAUAACCCGGCGUAACCGCCUUGUGACCGUAUAUGUGUAAUUAAACAUAACAAUAUUUAUUAUAUAGUAGAGAGUGGUGAGAUACUGAGAAAUACAUGUACACAGUGACAUAUUUUCCAUACUUUCACUAGUGAAGAUAUCGAUCACGUGACUUUUAGUAUUUAUACAAUUUUUUGCUUGGGACUAUAUAAUAAACAGAACAUUACACGUUGGCUUGAAGAUAUGACUUUUAUCUUCUCGUGUUAAAAACAAUAUCUUACUCACUCGCUGCGCUCGUUCGUAAAAUAUUGUUUUCACCACUCGAAGAUAAAAAGUCAUAUCUUCAAGCCAACGUGUAAUAUCCUCUAUAUCUAAUAGGUGAGGCAGGAUUGCCGGGAGUGGAUGGUAGGAAAGGGGACAAGGGAUCAGCUGGAUAUAAGGGAGAUCAAGGACCAGUUGGACGUCCAGGUGCACCAGGUGUGAAAGGCGACGCUGGUGCAUAUGUUAUAGGACCGAAAGGAGAUUCUGGUGAUAGAGGGUUGUAG